UUGAGGAUUUGUUUCGUUGCCAGCGCGCCCGAGACUGCCAGAAUCCCCCGAGGGAAUUCGACUCAAUCCCGUCAGCCGGUGACUAAUGUUUCCCCCGGCAUCAUCACCACUAUCGGGUGUCCAUCACCUAACGGUCGAUGGUAACGAGUGUCCGCGCUCACGUUAAAAAAAAAACACUAACUCGCCGACUGAAUGGCAUCAAAGGGUACUGCAUGCUCUUCGAUAAGGUGAUUGGAUCUGUGUUGUUUCUCAUUCAACGGCGUGUGGUUGAACGAGUUUGUUCUUAGCGGCACUCCCGGUGAUGGUAAGCACCGUUACAGUACACGGCUGGCCUCCCGCGUAGUCUCACAGUACCGUGUGCAGACACUCUCCCAUUGGGGUAGGGAAACAGCAAGUCUCAGAGUAGGGUUCCAGACAGAGCAAUCGCUGGUCGUCACAACAGUCUUUGUACAGAGGACGAGCGGGCAGCUACACAACAGGCCACACUCACUGCAUGAACCACAACACAAGGCGAAUUCUACUCAACUGCAGUGUCUGUGAUAUACAACGACAAGAUGGGGGCAUAUUUCCAUCUGAUCCGGUUUGCUUCGGUGUUGUUCGUGGCCACGAUAGCUCUGUCCUGCACGGCGUUCGUCACUUCACACUGGACGGUGGGUCUCCACAGACACACCAAGGAACAGGCAGCCAGUAACGACAGCACCAAGGCACCCAAAGAGGUGGCCUACUACACAACCUUCCACAGCGGCUACUGGCAGCAAUGCAAGCAGAUAGAAGAAUAUAGCAAAGCCGAGAAUUGCACACUGAUACUUGUGAUGAUUCCAGACGGGGAGAGAAACGAAAUGUACAUGUCUAUUGGCCUGGAAAUGUUGUCCAUUCUGUUGCUGAUGCUCGGAACCGUAUUCAACAUGGCGGCCUGCUGCCGACCGGAGACCUCUCCCAAGGUCACAGCUAUCACGGCCGUGCUGGCUGUCCUUGCCGGUUUGACGGGCAUGUUGAGCCGGAUGAUGUUCAUCACGAUAUUCCGGUUCUCGAUCGAGAUUGGCCCGGACGAUCAGAAGCCUUACAGCUGGACAUACGGCUGGUCGUUCAUGGUGGCGUGGGGAGGGUUUCUGUGCUGCAUGGUGACCGCCAUCUCUGUGCUCCAUGCUUACACGAUCGCGGUAAUGGAAAAGCAGGAGCGAUGGGCCAUUGAGCAGUGGUUGCAGCAGUCGGCACCUCUGGUUCGUCCCGACCCCCCUCCACCUGUCAGUAUCCCCCACACCCCCGCCGUCACCCCCGCCACAAGGACUCCCGUCAAGAGGGUGGACUGGAACAGGGUUCCCGAAAACAUGAUCAUGGGCUAUCCAUUCUGUCAACAGACAGCUAUUUAAUGGGAACAUUAGGUGCAGAAAAAUAU
Molecule: messenger RNA, 1396 nt
Organism: Branchiostoma floridae (Florida lancelet)
Lineage: Eukaryota; Metazoa; Chordata; Leptocardii; Amphioxiformes; Branchiostomatidae
Product: germ cell-specific gene 1-like protein
Exons: 6
Coding region: 555-1370 (271 amino acids)
Cellular component (GO): plasma membrane
Source: RefSeq, a predicted model, not a curated record